AUGGACAGGAGCAGUGACAGGGACGGUGUGCCUGUACGUUCGCUCUCCUGUUCGAGAGGGAGGAGGAGACGGUCGCUCCGUCUCCGCUCGCACUCCUUCGCCUCGAGCUCGCUUGACGACUCGUUGUACCGUGCAGCACCAGUACUCGUCGCUCGAGUCGUCGCACUCCUCCUCCCUCGUCCUCCAGGGUCGCUCGCUCCGGCAGCCGAUUCCUCUGUCGAACGAUCUGGUGCCAGCCAGUCGUCUCCUCAGACUAGACUGCAACGGUCUGCUCGCUUCCAGCGAACCCGCUUUCGAGGACCCACCAUCCUUCCCCUGGCUCCGGCCUUGUAA
Molecule: messenger RNA, 333 nt
Organism: Rhodotorula toruloides NP11
Lineage: Eukaryota; Fungi; Basidiomycota; Microbotryomycetes; Sporidiobolales; Sporidiobolaceae
Exons: 4
Coding region: 1-333 (110 amino acids)
Source: RefSeq, a predicted model, not a curated record